GAGUGAAGCCGACGUACUCACCGGACGAGACCGAACGCACACAAGGCCGCGCGUCGGUCGUCGUGUGUUUCGUUAGUCUCUUCCUUUUUUUAUCAAAAUAUCAACAGUGGAACAGAUUAUGAUAGGGACCAUUAUGCGCUUAGAACCCAGCGUGAAAACAUCGGAAUCUCGGGCAUCAGUACGCCGCGGUUGUUGAGCCGCACGAGAUGUUGCACCGUUCCGCGACUAUCGCGUGAUUAGUAGCGAUCGCUCCAGCAAGUGAAAGUACUAGCUCCCGGGGAGGCACGCGCGUGUUUUCGUUGGUGACUUCGGUGGCCCGGAUCGAUGCCCGGUUCCAAUUUUCUUUGGCGAUUAUAAAAUGCUGACCGCUUAGUGAGAUGGAACUAUCGUGCGAUUAGCGGCAAUCGGAGCCAGUCCAAAGUGUGCUUUAUUUUGUUCGGGCUUUUUUGUCUUCGACGGUAUGACACUCGGCAGUGGAGUAUGAAGCUGGUGCUUCCGGAAUCUAGUGGUUGGUAAGGUGAGAGGAGCUGGGUAUCUCCACUGAUUUGGGUGGUGCGUGUGUGUGUAUGUGUAUCGGAUUGCAAGAAUUGCUGGCUAGAAACAAUUAACAGCACGAUAGUGACAGGCGUGAUAAGACCCCCUUGAAAACCACACGCUCCAGAUCUUGGUGCUCAGUGUUUAAGAUUUUGAAGAAAACAAAAAGUUCAUUAAAGGGCAAAGUUAAGAUAAAGUGAAGUUUUUGUGAAGGAGGAGGAAACCCCCGAGACCAAAUAGUCUAAAGGUCUAAAGGUUUGGUGUCUUGAGUAAACGGAGUGUAGUCCCUGCCGGAACGAUGGACAUGACGACGUCGAAACAUCACAGCCCCGCCAGCGAACACAUCAAGCGGCCGAUGAACGCGUUUAUGGUGUGGUCGCGCGGCCAGCGGCGCAAAAUGGCCCAGGACAAUCCAAAAAUGCACAAUUCGGAGAUUUCGAAAAAUCUCGGCGCCCAAUGGAAGCUGCUGACCGAGGGCGAAAAGCGACCGUUCAUCGACGAGGCGAAACGGUUAAGAGCGCUCCACAUGAAAGAACAUCCCGACUACAAGUACCGGCCCCGGCGGAAACCGAAACCGCUGGUCAAAUCGCCCACACCGAACGGAGUGAACCACGGAGCGACCGGAAACGGUCCAGCCUCGGUCAAGGAACCGGCACCCCAAUCACAGUCCCCCGUCGGUCGGACAUCGUUCAGCCCGACCCAGCUGACAACGCCGGUCGGCCUGCCGCCCGGCAUCUUCCCGUCCUACCACUUCGCCUACGAUCUGCACCAGAAAGCGUUCUGGAACCUGUACGGACCCCAUCUCCUGUCGUCCGUCGUACCGUCCGCGUAUACCGUGCCUCCCCAUGCUGCCCUCCCGCUGUCCUACAUUAAACCGCCCAAGACGUCACCGCCGUCCCCGAUGGCACCACCCUCGCCCAUCCAGUCGAGCAACAUCAUCUGACCUACGCCACUGCGCUACAGCGCCGAACCUAAUGUCUAGCCAAUUUGACGGUAGCAACCUUUCUCUCAACUCCCUCUCCCCUUUUUCUAGGAGAUACAUAUCGCGGGAACUUGCAUUAUCGCCAUAUCAAAUGCCUGUGCAACAUGUAGAGACUUUGUUUUUUUCCGCUCACAUCACACCAAACCAGUAGUAAGACCGUUCUGCAUGACAAGAUGAUGGGUGGGUUUCGUGCGUGAGGGAAAGACCAGUUGGAGAAGGGACAAAAAGGAGAAGUUAUUUAUUACUAUCGGCACAAUAUAUCCUCUCUCUCUCUCUGGGUUCGUUUUUGUCCACUUUGAAUCGGCCCCCUAACUCACACGCACAAUCAAUCGUUGUCUAUCGUUGUAAGACUUUCUUGAUGGUAGUGUUUAUUUAACCAAAAAAAAAAACUGAUCAACUGGUAAUCUGGACAUCAGUUCAGCAAACCAACUGCAUCUAUCUCAUGCGAAAGGCACGUGUAAAAAAUGAAGUAAUAGCCUCCCGGGAGUCCUAUGCUCCUGCGAAGGCGCGUUGUAAUAUGUAAUAAGGCGAUAGGGGAAAGGAAAAGGCUCAAAAACAUGUAAAAUGCUGUUUAUCUGUAUCUGUAUGGUUAGAGUAAAUAAGACAACAAAACAACACAGCUCACUGUCCAAACAUGUCUCAAAAAACAAAGCAAAAAACCGAAACCCCCUUUUCGUGAGCACGAAACAAUUGAAACCUGAGGAACGGUCGUUAAAUGACUAACGCUGGCCAGCAAACUGCGAAUGGGGCUGGUUGGCUGAACUCGCCUCGUCGUUCCAAUCCAGGCCCUCGUCAACCCUUUUGCGUUAACGUAAUACACACACACGCACACUGUUAAAAAGCGGAAUGAUAAGGGAUUGUGUACAUUGUGAUAAGGACAGAUGUAGACGAACAAAAAGGCCAUAUCAACGAGUGAAAGCAAAUACCCACAUAUAGUUGACCGCAUUUUACUUGCCCGUAGCGACAGGGGGAAAGAAGCACAGAAAACACACGGUUUGGUUUACGGGGCGACGGUGUUUCGAAGUGGCUUUUUUUUGUUUGUCAUUUAAUAAAAAGUGGGAUGGUUUCGGUUUUCUAAGCGUAAAGCCCAAAUUAUGUUGCUCAAUUUAUUUAUAGCCGCACUACUACUACUACAACUACUACUACUAACAGCCCAGUGAAUUUAAAAUCCCAGUACGACGACGGACACAACAGGGGUUGCUCCAACGGUUAAUCAAAAUUGUUACUUAUUAUUACUAUUAUUGUGUAUGCUUAGUUAACUCACGACGUUUAAAUAUCUUUUUUUUUUGUGUACAUUUUAAGACAAAAAUCCAAUGGGCGGCACAAGGCAUGCGGUCACGAUCGGUCGGCCCCUUAACCCAUUGCAGAGGCUCUCUCUUGUCAGUGUUUAGUGUUAUACACUACCAAUAAAGACAGUUUUAAGUAAAUCGAAA
Anopheles stephensi (Asian malaria mosquito) is the source of this 2949-nucleotide messenger RNA. Its product is annotated as transcription factor Sox-14-like. The record is from RefSeq and is a predicted model, not a curated record. The transcript is spliced from 2 exons. Gene Ontology annotation, biological process: anatomical structure morphogenesis; cell differentiation; regulation of DNA-templated transcription. The coding region runs from base 833 to 1477 and encodes 214 amino acids. Gene Ontology annotation, molecular function: DNA-binding transcription factor activity, RNA polymerase II-specific; RNA polymerase II cis-regulatory region sequence-specific DNA binding. Lineage: Eukaryota; Metazoa; Arthropoda; Insecta; Diptera; Culicidae.